Erigeron canadensis is the source of this 699-nucleotide messenger RNA. RefSeq lists its product as uncharacterized. Bases 1 to 699 code for a protein of 232 amino acids. The transcript has a single exon. NCBI's taxonomy places the organism in Eukaryota, Viridiplantae, Streptophyta, Magnoliopsida, Asterales, Asteraceae. The record is from RefSeq and is a predicted model, not a curated record.
AUGGCCUGGCUUGAUCUGUUUCCUGUUUUAAUUGAUUUACCGAAUUUCCAAUUGUCAAGCGAUGUACAUGAUUCUUUGAUUUGGAAAGAUGCACAAGGCAUUGAAAAACCCUUUUGUUCGACUGUUGUGUGGGAUUCUAUACUUUUUAAACAGGAGGAAGUUACAUGGCACAAGAGUGUUUGGUUUCCCCAGAUGAUACCAGACAAGAUGAUGUGGCUUAUUAUGAGACGAAAACUGAGGACACAAGACAAGAUGAUGCAAUGGUGUUCAGGAGCAAAUAUGAAUUUUAAUCUUGUGUGCUGCUCCCUUUGUACACAAGGACCUGAUUCCCAUAACCAUUUGUUCUUUGAUUGUAAUUUUUCUAAACAUGUAUGGAGUCAAGUGCGUCACCUAGCUCAAAUUCAUCAAGUGAGCUCGAAAUGGGAAGACAUUCUGGAUUGGAUAACUACACGAGCCAAUUCCAAAUCUGCCAAGAGUGUAAUUGGAAAGUUGCUAGUUGCUACUACUUAUUUCAUAUGGCAAGAACGAAAUAGAAGAUUAUUUUCUAAUGAAGUGAGGAAGGUGGAUCAGAUUAGAGACAUUGUGGCUACAAGUGUUCGUUUGAAGCUUGUCACAUUGAGAUUCAAGUAUUCGAAUCAAGUUGGAAGAUUUGUGGAGGCUUGGAAUUUGCCUAAAGGGCUGGUUAUAUAUAACCCUUAA